CCAGCGGGCGUAGAGGGAACUGGUGGGCCGGCGCUUUGCGGCUGUCCCCGCCUUCUACCCCUCCCCUCCCCCCUCCUCCACCCUCCUGGAUGGGUAGGGAAGGGGCUGGCCUCUGGCAAGGGCGGAGGCUGGAAGCGGGAGAGCCUGGGCUUUGCGACUCCUGGCUGAGGCCGAGGCCAAGAUCGUCCAGAGUGUGGGAGGCAUGCGUGGCGGGGGGCCGGGGGAGAGGGCCCGGGAAGCCCGGGAGGCUGUGGCCGAGUGCAGGGCAGCGUACGAAGCGCUCAACAGGUUCACCGCGAGCUACAGGCAGUUGGUGCUGGGAGUGGGCAGCUCGGCGGACGGGAGGAGGCUGCGCCGGGCUCUGGAGGAGAGCGGUCGCAGGGGCUUCGAGCUGAGUCUAGGCCUUCGGAACCAGCUUUUGGCCGAGCUCACAGAACCGGGAACUAGGCAGGAGGAAGAGGUGAAGAUGGAGCUGGAGCGGAUCUGGGUGCUAUGUCUGUCUGCCCUGGAGAUUUUCCUGCAGGAUCUGGGUCGGGCCCAUGACCUCAGCCAGCUCUUCCCCAUGCCAUCUCCAGCCCCAGGGAUCCAGUUGGUCAAUACUGGGGUCACAUCCUUUGGGCCUAAGGGAUGGAGCCUGAGAAGGCCCAGUGGGAAGGCCUCUGAAAGAGCUGGGGAGCUGCCUGAGGAGCUGGCCCAGUGGGGGCAACGCCUGGAAGAGAUGCUCUUGGAGAUGGAGACCAAGGUCAACGUACCAGUGUGGAGUGUUGAGGCCACAGUGGGUGGUCCUGGAGCAGAAGAACCAAGCCCAGAGGGCUCAGCUGGGAGGAGUCCUCAGGGCUGCUGUGCCCAGGCUCCCCCUGGGCUGCAGUGGCAUUGUGUAGUGGCAUGAAGGAGCCUGGCUCUAGAGAAGGGGCAUCUCUCCCCUAACCUCCCAAGAGUCCCAGCAGCACCAUGGAUGGUCCCGACCCAUUUGAAGAGAUUGUCUGACUCUGGGAAGGCAGAAAUUCCUUUAUCUCCAGACAUCUGCAGAGGAAGAAUAAUCAGGGUGGGGUUGCUGAACAAGUAGCCUUAGAUGAUCCCAAGGGUCCCUUCCAGAAUCCUGUGCCUCUAAAGGGGAGGGAGAAUAGUUGGGCGAAGAGGCAACAGUCCAAGAUUUGCUUAUAGCUGAUCCCAAUAAAAUACAAUCUGACUGA
This is a messenger RNA of Gracilinanus agilis (Agile Gracile Mouse Opossum), 1193 nucleotides long. Its product is annotated as regulator of G-protein signaling 9-binding protein-like. Gene Ontology annotation, cellular component: neuron projection. Gene Ontology annotation, biological process: G protein-coupled receptor signaling pathway. The record is from RefSeq and is a predicted model, not a curated record. NCBI's taxonomy places the organism in Eukaryota, Metazoa, Chordata, Mammalia, Didelphimorphia, Didelphidae. The transcript is spliced from 3 exons. The coding region runs from base 203 to 889 and encodes 228 amino acids.